CGGAAGGAAUGACUAAAGACAACAGGAAAUCGACUUUCAUUUCACAAACACUGUAGGAAUAGCAGACAUCGCAGAGGAAAACAGACAUUUCCCACUCAGAGAAAACGGUAAGGAAGAGGUUACACCGGAGGGAAAUAGUCUUGUCUGUCAAGUUUUUUUUUUCCUUUGGUGAGGAACGAAAACACGGCGGAGAAAUACAGCAAGUCCGCCGUGAUAACACGAAGAAGAAUGUGAGAAGAAAAGCUCGGCUGUCAAACGGUCGUUUUCGUGGCAACGACGAUGUGCUCCUCGGCAAACAACACUAACAUACAAUCAUCGCCCGACCCGGGGCUCAUCCUGGAGCUGAAGACCCGGCGGCCCCCCUCCCUUGAGGGCCGGGCGGGCUGUGAGACCUGGAGCGUGGACUUCUCCCCUGACGGAGCCUGGUUCGCCUGGUCGAUGGGACAUGGGAUCGUGUGGGUGGUCGCCUGGCCGCUGGACUCAGAGCUUCUCUGUGCUCUUGGCACUCACAGGGACAGUCAGCAGGGUGAAAGUGACAGAGGAGACAAGAGCUUCAGCUGUGGUCACUCAGUGUGGGGACUCGCCUUCGGGCCCAGACCGCCAAAGUCGGCGCUUGCAAAACGUCCAAAUCACAAACCACUGAAAGGGAAGAACCUGCUCCUCGCCACAGGCUUGGAAAACGGGGUGAUCAAAAUCUGGAAUGUGUUUACAGGUGAUGCAAUGUUUGAUCUACAUGGCCAUGAGGGCGUGGUGAGGGACCUCGUCUUCCCUCAGAACGGGAAGCUCACACUUGUGUCGUCCUCUCGUGACAAGACCUUGAGGAUUUGGGACCUGGAUCAGAAAGGUAAAAAGGUGCAGGUGCUGUCCGGCCAUAAAGAUUGGAUCAGCUGCUGUUGCAUAUCGUCAGACUGCAGCAUGAUUGCAUCGGUCGGCAGAUUUGACAGAAUGGUGUGUCUGUGGAGCCUGCGGUCAUAUACAUUCAUCAGGAACCUCACAGGAGGGAGCCAUAAGACCUUCUACCUGCUGGCCUCCUGCGACUUCUCUCCAGACGGGGCGCUGCUCGCCACCGCCGCCUUCAGCGGCUCCAGCUGGUGGAUCGACCUGUGGGACCCUUACACCGCGGAGAAACUGGCCACUCUGGUCGACUACUGCGACAUUUAUGGGCAAAACCAAAUCUCAGCAAUACAAUUCUCACCCGAUGGCUUGCACUUGGCAAUAGUUACUGAGGACAGAGCCCUGCGGAUCUGGGAGCCGGGGAAGAAGGGCAUGGUGAUGCAGACCAAACAGGACCGAGCCUCCAACGGCAUCUGCUGCAACUUCCAUCCACAAGGGGGAGUGGUCGCCACAGGAACCAGAGACGGCCACGUGAGGUUCUGGAGGGUUCCCAGGUCAGUGCCCAGCUUGUGCCACCUGUGCCGGUCCAUCCUGCGCCACUCCGUCUCCACCCACCAGAUGGAGCCGCUGCCCAUCCCCAGGAGGAUCCUGGAGUACCUGACCUACCGAAACAUCCCUGACCGCCUCAAGACCUGCUACUCCUCAGACGAAGAAGAGUGGGGAGGAUAAAUAGGACCAUCUAAUGCAAUAAUAAAUUCACAAGUGAUUAUGUGUUCUCCCACUAUGGAAAUGCUGACUUUUUUGUUUGCAGUUAUGUUUUGAGAGCUUAUGAGCAGAUGCAAUUAUCGCGCACCAGGAUCAUUACUGAGAUCCACCUUACACUCUACUCUCAUAGUCAGAUAAGGACUUAAUUUGUUGCACUACUAUUAUGGUGGCAUCACUCAGCCUUCACAAACUUAUGUUUGACUUAUAUUGUAUAUCACACUUUUAUACUAUUAAUUUAUUGUGUAAAUAUUCAAUAUAUGAACUCUAAUUUCAGUUGUAGAAUUAAUAGUUAUGAUCAUGUUUACUCCUGCUACUUGAACCUUGUUGUAAAUACAAGA
Messenger RNA from Myripristis murdjan (pinecone soldierfish), 1937 nucleotides. RefSeq names its product WD repeat and SOCS box containing 2 (gene wsb2). Bases 280 to 1563 code for a protein of 427 amino acids. Gene Ontology annotation, biological process: intracellular signal transduction; protein polyubiquitination. The transcript is spliced from 9 exons. The record is from RefSeq and is a predicted model, not a curated record. NCBI's taxonomy places the organism in Eukaryota, Metazoa, Chordata, Actinopteri, Holocentriformes, Holocentridae. Gene Ontology annotation, molecular function: protein binding.